UUGUUGUUCGCUAUCGUAGACACCACCGUGAUCCGAGAGAUUAGCGGCACAACAGCUGCACAGACCACUGCAGUUAGACAAGUAUGAGCCACAAAGCAUUUUGCUGCCGGAAGACCUGGGACCCUCUUGUCCGUUUAAUGAUUACGAUUCAGAUCUUAUUUCAUGCGCGGCGACGGUGCAGUGGAGACUGGCAGCAGUUUAGCAGCCUGCACUGUUGACAGCUAGUUAGAAACGUUAUAUGAACACAACUGACGGUGGCACGGGUGACAGCGUUGACACAUCGAGCAGGCUGACUAACGUUAGUCAACCUAGGACGAAGACCAACAAUCAAACCAAAGGACAGACAUGAGCAACCUUCUGUUUUGGGACCAGCUACAAGCUGGUAGCUCCGAAGUCGACUGGUGUGAGGGCAAUUACCUAAUUUACCCGAGCAUAGCGGAGUUCUACAACACGAUCAGCAACAUCUUAUUUUUUAUUUUGCCUCCGAUAUUAAUGUGCCUGUUUCGCCAGUACGCUACGCAUUUCAACAGUGGGAUAUAUCUAAUAUGGACUCUGCUGGUCGUCGUGGGGAUUGGCUCGACGUACUUCCACGCCACGCUCAGCUUCCUGGGGCAGAUGCUGGACGAGCUGGCCAUCCUGUGGGUGCUGAUGUGUGCCAUCGCCAUGUGGUACCCCCGGAGGUACCUGCCCCGGGUAUUCCGCAAGGACAGGUCAAGGUUCAAAGUGGCCAUCGCCCUCCUCUCGGGGCUGACCACGGUGCUGGCGUUCCUCAAACCCGCCGUGAACGCCAUCUCGCUGAUGUCCCUGGGCGUCCCCUGCACUGUGCUGCUCAUCGUCGAGCUCCGGAGGUGUGAGAAUCCGCGAGUGUUUAAGCUGGGCCUGGUGUCGGGCGUGUGGUGGGGCCUGGCCCUUCUCUGCUGGGUCAGCGACAGGAUCUUCUGCGAAAUGUGGUCCUACGUCAACUUCCCCUACCUGCACUGUGCCUGGCACAUCCUGAUCUGCCUGGCGGCGUACCUGGGCUGCGUCUGCUUCGCGUACUUCGACGCGGCGGCCGAGGCGCCGGAGCAGGGCCCCGUCAUCCUGUUCUGGCCCAGCGAGAAGUGGGCCUUCAUCGGGGUGCCCUACGUCACCCUGCUGUGCGUCCACAGAAAGCCCUCCGUCAAGGUGACGUAACCGCGCCCAACCUCCACGCCUGCCCCCGGGACAACUGCAGCCACCGCGAAGAGUCUCCGCUUCUGUGUGCUCCUCCCAGCAGACACACACAGACACGCACACGCACACGCACACACUCACACACUCACAUUACAUUACAUUUUUUUACAUUAUUGGCAUUUGGCAGACGCUCUUAUCCAGAGCGACGUACAGUUGAUUAGACUAAGCAGGAGACAGUCCUCCCCUGGAGCAAUGCAGGGUUAAGGGCCUUGCUCAAGGGCCCAACGGCUAUGCGGAUUUUAUUGUGGCUACACCGGGGAUCGAACCACCGACCUUGCGUGUCCCGGUCAUGCACCUUAACCACUACGCUACAGGCCGCUUCGCUACACACACACGCACACGCACACGCACAUGCACACGCACACACACAAGCGCACACACUCUCACACACACACACACGCACACACACACACACACACACUCUCAGAAGUGUAUGCAGGCUUCUCUGCCACCAGCCACAGUCACUGGUCAGUGAGGGAAUGCUGCAGCACGCAGGUCCACUGAUGGACUAGAUCACAGUCUCAUUUCAUAUUAUGAGGACAAAACAGCAGUUUUCAGUUCAAUAAAUGUAGCUUGUGCCAGAUCCGUUCCGGAUCACACGGGUCACAAUGGUAGUUGGGGCUAGAAGAAAAUGCUGGCAGAAAAUCCUGAAAUGGAUUCAGACCCACCUGGAACAUGGUUCCUCACCCCUGCAGAUCUCAAGGAGCAGGGCUGGUGACCACUGCUCUUGCAGAAGGAAUCUUGCCUCAGGGUUCUAACAUUCAGACAGGCCAUUGUUCCCAUAGUGUGCACAUCCCAGUGUGUACGUACCACAGUGUGUAUGGAGAUAGUAUUACUUUUGUAUGAAGUCUUUUUGAAGUAAUGUAGUAUGCUGGUCUGUUGCUUCUGAUGAACAGAUCAGCUGUUUUUUUUUUUUUUUUUUUUUUUUUUUUUAGUAAGGAAAGGAUAUGAGAAGGAAUGUAAAUUAAAUGAAAUUAAAUAACAGGUCAUUCAUUGGCCACAUUGUGUGACUCCAAAGAGAAGGAAAGUUUUAACAUACAGAGUCCCCUCCAAACGUAUUGGAACAGCAAGGUCAAUUCCUACACUGAAGACAACUGAGUUUGAGCUCAAAAGAUGUACAUGAGAUGUUAAAUCCAAAUUUCAGCUUUUAUUUCCUUCAUCUAGGUUUGUUAAACAACUUAAAACAUAUCACCGUUUGUAUCAGACCACCCAAUUUUUAGGUGAGCAAAAGUAUUGGAACAUGUGACUGACAGGUAUUUCUUGUUGCCCAGAUGUGCCCUCUUAGGUUGAUUGGUUAAACAAUAAAUAGUUCUGAAUGUCUACUCUUGGUUUUAGGCUUUGAAUUUGCCCGUGAAGACUGCAUUUGUGUUAGAGACGUUAAACCAACAUGAAGACCAGAGAGCUGUCUUUGGAAGAAAAACAGCCAUUUUAAAGCUUAGAAAAAAGAGGGGAACAGAUCAGAGGUAUUGCACAAGCAUUGGGGAUUGUGUUUGAUUUGCACGUUGUUGUACGUCGCUCUGGAUAAGAACGUCUGCUAAAUGCCACGUAAUGUAAUGUAAUGUAAUGUAAUGUAAUGUAAUGUAAUGGAUAGCUUGUACAACAACUUGGAAUGUCCUGAGAAAGAAAGAAGCCGCUGGUGUGCUAAGCACCAGACAUCAGACGGGUCGACCAAGGACAACAGCACUUGAGAAAUUUCAAUAUAGAGACUAUACCACAAAAUGCAAACUGCUCAUCAGUAGUAAGAACCGGAAGGCGAGAUUACGAUCUGCAAAGACGUACAGAGAUGAGCCACAAAAGUUCUGGAACAAAGUUUUAUGGGACCAAGGUUAACCUCCCAAAGUGAUGGAAAGGCCAAAGUGUGUAGAAAGAAGGGACCUGCUCAUGAUCCGAAACAUACGAGCUCAUCUGUGAAGCACGGUGGAGGCAGUGUCAUGGCUUGGGCCUGCAUGGCUGCUUCUGGAGUGGGCUCACUAAACUUUAUUGAUGAUGUAACUCAUGAUGGUAGCAGCAGGAUGAAUUCAGAAGUCUACAAAAGCAUUCUGUCUGCCAAAUGCCCAAAGAACAUUGUCUUGCACCAAAACACACUUCCAACACAACAAAGCAUUGUAUUAAGGAGAACAAGUGGAAGGUUUUAGACUGGCCAAGUCGAUCACUAGACUGUAACCCAAUUGAGCAUGCAUUUCCCCUCCUGAAGAGAAGAUUGAAGGAAAAACCCCCCCGAAACAAACAAUUGAACAAGGCUGCAGUAAAAGCCUGGAAAAGCAUCACAGAAGAAGAAUGCAACAGUUUGGUGAUGCCAGUGUGUCGCAGGCUUCAUGCAGUUAUUGCAAGCAAGGGAUAUGCUGCCAAAUAUUAUGUGCUAUCAACUUUCAUUUACUUAAAUACUCUGUGUUCCAAUACAUUUGCUCACCUAACAAUUGGGUGGUCUGAUACCAAAGGUGCUAUGUUCUAAGUAGUUUAACACAUCUAGGUGUAAAUACCAGGAAAUAAAAGCAUUCUGAACUCUUGUCUCAUGUGUUUAUGACAUCACUCUCACAUUUUAACGUGUUAUUUUAAUCUUUUCAUGCCAUUAUCUUUCAUGUUGUUAAAUGUUGAACCAUUUUAUUAUAGGUAAAUUAUGUUAAUAUAUAAAACAAAAUGUAUGCAAUUUAUGUCCAAAACGUUUUUAUGCCCAAAAAUAAUUUCAUUCUGUAAAUGUAUUGUUUGAUGUGCUCUGGGUUUGCCGGUGAAAUUCUGUGAUGGUUUUUACAUGGUGCCCUGGUAAGCUCCAAUGCCAAAAAUCUUUAGUCAUUUCAGAUGUAAAUAAGGAAGUACAGACAGUAUUACAUAAUGAUAACACAUCUUGGUCUGAGCUGCUUCGUGUUUUGCUAGCAUACUCCUGGAGUGCAGUCCUUCUGAUGGGAAGAGAAUUAAUGAGGAAGUUUCUCUCAUAUACAAACAAAAGCACACUUGUGUCUUUACGUAAUGUUUGAUUACCAGAAGCUAUGCUUGUGUGCCAAAAGGUUCUAGUAUAAUGGAGGCAAAAGAAAAUUUAGCGCAGGUGCGAGGUGAGGAAGAAGAAUGCAAAGUAAGGAAAUAAUAAGCUAAUAAUAACAAGCUAAUACUUGAGUGAAGAAAAUUCUGACCUUGAGAAUUAUUCCAAGAUUAAAACGCUUGAGACAGUAAUUUCCCAUCUGCAGCACUUAGCUGGGGAACGUUCCCUCAGAGAUCCCGCUGUCUGUUUGGUCUCUCUCUCCCUCUCUCUCUCUCUCUCUCUCUCUCUCUCCCUCUUUCUCUCUCUUCCCCUCUCACUCUCUCCUUCUCUUUCUCCCCCUUUCCCUCCCUCUCUCUCUCUCUCUUACUCCAGCAUGUAAUCGAGACGAGCCAACAGUUUGCACAAAAAUAUAUUUGUAUUUAUUUUCAUAAUUGUAAACCACGUUUGUAAUAUCAAUAAUGGAUCCUUUCAUAUGGCCUGUAUAUUUUUACAUUUUAUUGUAUGAAAUAAAUAAUUUUGUUAAAUGCUGAA
This is a messenger RNA of Conger conger (European conger), 4717 nucleotides long. Its product is annotated as alkaline ceramidase 2-like. Gene Ontology annotation, biological process: ceramide metabolic process. NCBI's taxonomy places the organism in Eukaryota, Metazoa, Chordata, Actinopteri, Anguilliformes, Congridae. The transcript has 6 exons. Gene Ontology annotation, molecular function: hydrolase activity, acting on carbon-nitrogen (but not peptide) bonds, in linear amides. Gene Ontology annotation, cellular component: membrane. The record is from RefSeq and is a predicted model, not a curated record. The coding region runs from base 346 to 1173 and encodes 275 amino acids.